CAGCCGUUCUUCCAAAGCUUUCUCGCCAAUGAGACCGCGCGCUAGACGCCUGUGCUAAUUAUAUUGCUGUCCUUUUGCCGGCGCGGCAACGCUGUAUCGAUCUCUUGAAGGCGACAGGCCUGCCCGGCUUCCAACGUUUCGUUUGACGCCGGCUCAAGGUCGACAACCAGUACAGUCAUCUUGGGAGACGGCUCUGUUGCCUUACACACACACCGUCUAAGCGCUGGGACAGAGAAUUCUUAAUCUCACAAGGCUGUGUAGUGGCUUUAAACGACAAGGCUGAGUCUCGAAGAUGCUCAAGGGCGGUGCAUUGCGUGCCGCUGUGUUUCGGAUAACCUUGGGCGCUACAGUCUGUAUCGUAUAUGUAUUCCAGCAACGACGGAAAAGACGGUGUGUCGUCCAGCGGCAGUCGUACGAUCUGACACCGUGAAUACUUUACGAAGCCUCCAGCCAACAACCCUGAGUAACAUGAGGUGGUUUUGCAUCUUAGCAAGCACAGGCUUUGCCGUGUCAGCAAUCAUACGGCCCACGAUACCAGCGACAACGCUAGCACCGUCCACCCGAAUCACACCCAGUCCCGUCUUCGCCAGACAAGUCACCAGCUGCGCUCUGGUGGGUGCACCGGCAUUCACGAUCAGUGGGAGAACGUAUCCCGCCUCCUCCAGCUGCACUUGCAACGGGGGCGUACAAGCCGGCGCGAGUCGAACGGUCGGACCCGAUGGCAAGACGACAUGGGAAUGCGCGGCGAAGAGCACGCCCAUGCCUAUCAGUACAGAAGAAGCGGCGCCGACAACGACGUUGGUUAUGCAGCUCCUCUUGGGGGUUCAAAAGUUCAUGAUUGGCGAUUAUGACCAGACCAACUUCCUCCCGCUGAUGAAAUCGGACUGCGGUUUGGUCUGCGACUCUGCGACGCAAGAACACAUCAAGUUCAAUCGGACGCAUUCUGGAGGCUCAUCAAGCGUUGCCACUAGCACCGUUGUAAUGACGGGAACCUUGGGCAACAGCGUCUCGGAGCAAGCUCUCAUGACAGCCGUCAACACUGCGCUGUUGAAGACGAGUCAAUGCACUCAGGUGGCGACGGCAUUCUUCCACGACCCCAUCCGAUGGCGAGAGAUUGAUCCUCCUCCGCCUGACCUCUUCUCAAUGCCAUGUAGUCAGCUCUAUCCAGGCUACGCUAUACAACAGAAGCCCCGACGACUCCAACAUCGGCCUCUCGUCGCAGAUGACUUUCAGCGGCACCUCCGAGGGGGGCGAAGAGUCUUUCGCCUGCAGCAGCGUCAUCGGCGAUGUCAACGAGGCCUUGAGCAAACUCCGCUUUCUUGGAGACGUCAAGAACACCGUCACCCAUGUGGAGGCGCAGUGUGUCGAUGCCGAUUGAGAUGUGAUUGGCCCUGGUGACCCUCACAGCCUGGUUCUCGUCGCCUUGCCAUCGGCACACGGUGGGAAAAGAGGAGUAUUCGUGCCAGCGCAGGUCGGGUCUAUUGUAUGUUGUCUGCAGUACGCUUACCUUUGUAUCAAUAUUAGCAGUGUACUCGUUUUGACAAGUAGCGCAAGGUUCUGGAGU
This is a messenger RNA of Neohortaea acidophila, 1564 nucleotides long. RefSeq lists its product as uncharacterized. The record is from RefSeq and is a predicted model, not a curated record. The transcript has 4 exons. Lineage: Eukaryota; Fungi; Ascomycota; Dothideomycetes; Mycosphaerellales; Teratosphaeriaceae. The coding region runs from base 469 to 1398 and encodes 309 amino acids.